Penicillium taxi is the source of this 585-nucleotide messenger RNA. RefSeq lists its product as uncharacterized. The transcript has a single exon. The record is from RefSeq and is a predicted model, not a curated record. Lineage: Eukaryota; Fungi; Ascomycota; Eurotiomycetes; Eurotiales; Aspergillaceae. The coding region runs from base 1 to 585 and encodes 194 amino acids.
AUGCGCUUCCUCCUCGGCCAAACAAUAUAUGUGUUUAACGUCCUCAACGCGCCAUAUUCCAACACUGCGUACUCCAUCGUGAGGAAUGCAUUCUUGUCGGUCAAGCGGUGGCUUCCGCGCUUGAUCAAAUUUCCUGUUAUGUAUAACAUCACUAUGACGCCCCUUAUGCUCGACACAGUGGAGUGUCUGGUACAUCGCACAGUUCCCAUUAUCCGACUCCCUCGUCCAGGUCGCAUAAUUAUUGACCGCUAUACGGGUAUCUACGCAACCCAUCUGUCUAAUCUGUAUGAUAUCUGCGAGUACGGCUGUGCAAGAAAGCAAAUAAUGCUCAGAAGUGAGUCGGGACCGUCGAUGGGUGGCAAUGAGCCGCUUUAUGAGAUCGAGCAACUAACUCGAGACUGGGAGCCGCCCAGAUCACCCACAUUGUUUGAUGACCUCCGGCCACAUGAGAUCAAGCGAGUGUAUAUCGUCUUGCUGCUCUGUUGGCUAUUCACCACUUACGAUAUCCAAUUGAGAUUAAAGAUGAGAUCGUUCGAGAUCUCGCAAGUGAAAUAUUCUCCCAGUUGUCAUUUUUCGCUCCGAUAG